Struthio camelus australis is the source of this 2209-nucleotide messenger RNA. The record is from RefSeq and is a predicted model, not a curated record. NCBI's taxonomy places the organism in Eukaryota, Metazoa, Chordata, Aves, Struthioniformes, Struthionidae.
CUGCUGACAGAAGCCCUGCUGGUUUUCUCGCCGGAGAGCUCCCCGCUCCGCUCCUUCUCCCGCAAAGUCAAAGUGCGGGUUCACUGGGCCCUGCAGCUGCUCGCCCUCCUCUGCGCCCUGCUGGGGCUGGGCAUCAUCAGCUACAACAAGCACCUGAACGGCAAGGCGCACUUCGUGACCUGGCACGGCCUGACGGGGCUGCUCACCGUGCUGUACACCUGCAUGCAGUGCCUCGGAGGUGUGGUCCUUCUCUACCCCAAGCUGGUGAAGAACUGGACGCUGGCCAAGCUAAAGCUGUACCACGCGACCUCGGGGCUGGUCGGGUACCUCCUGGGCUGCACCAGCCUCAUGCUAGGCAUGUGUUCCUUGUGGUUUACCACCUCGGUGACCGGCGUCUCUUGGUACCUCUUGAUGCUGUGUCCCAUUCUCACCAGCCUGGUGAUCAUGAACCAGGUGAGCAACGCUUACCUGUACCGCAAACGGAGCCAGCACUGAGGGCCCGGUGGGGAUCAGAGCUUGCCUUGUGCGAUCCAGCAGGGCCAGGGCUCUGUGGGCUGCUGGACCUGGGAAGCCUCCCGUGGGGGGUCCCUUACUUGCAGUCGCAGUGGUCUCCUCAGAACUAGAUUUCUACCUACUCGUCUGUCGUUAGUCCUAGAGUGUCUGUAGUGUCAACCUUGGUCUCAGGGAGCAGCUACGAUGUGUGUAACGCACGUGACAGGCAGCAGCUGCCUGGCCUGCGCCCACCUUGGAGGGGAGCAGCUUGCCGGCACAGGUAACUCUGCUGGUCCCUGCAACGGCUUGCUGCUUGGCAGAGGACUGCUUGCCUGCUCCGAUGCUGGGAACCAGAGGGUUAAUGACAGCUGUCACUCAGGAUUUCUCCCCUUCUCUUCUUCCCUUACGCACCAGGUUUGUUUUGGAGCAGGUGGGCAGGCUAGGAGCUGUUAUGUUCCUCGGGGGAGUCCCUGCUCACCUCAGCUGAGGGCUGGCGCCUCCUGGCUGCCCGCUUGCCGCGAGGGGCGGCCGGGCUGAGCCCUGGCAGAUGGCAGCCCUGCAGGCAGAGGGGGCGAUGGCCGCACCGGGCACGUGCCCCGUUGCCUCUCCUGCAACAGGGGCACCGUCCCUGGCAAACACCCUGGGGCAGGGCUGUGGCUUCAGCCAGCUCUGCCGGGGGGCAGGAGGGCCAAAGCGGGACUGUAGCGUCCAUGGCGAGCUGCGCGGGGGCACAGCCCCAAGCAGGGACCCCCGGGGGCUCCACGGGGUUGGGGGCACCUGAGCCCAGCCCAGCGGGACCAGCAAAUGCAGGAGCUGGUCGUGUUCAGCCCUACUUGACAGCCCCAAACCCAGGCACCUAUCGCCACGCACAAAUCCCCGCUGCCUGCUGGGGUGCCGAGCAGCGUAACGGGGAAGCCUAGGCCUGGCAGCAGCAGCGGUUGUUUUACACAGCAGGUUAUCGAGCUGAGCUGCAAACCAGCAGUCUGCUGAGGCCUGUUUUGUCCCCGUGUCUGAUACUUCCUCUGGACCUAGCAUCCCAGCUCUGUUACAGCUGAGCCAAAGAGCAGCUCUGAGGGGUGGAAGGAAAAUAAGUGCAGGAGGGAGCACUUUGCCUUUGCCUCCUGCUGGCACACGCGUGGCAGGGAGCUCUCCCCAGCAGACAGCAGGGGCCGGAGGUGCCUUGGGUCCCUGCAAGGGGAGAGCGUGCCCUGCCAGCCCCCUCCGGUGGCGGUGCUGCCCCUGUGCCUUGGCAGAGCUCCCCUCGCAGCAGGAGGGGACCGUGUGCCCCUCCAGCCUAGCCCUGUGAGCGGGCCAGCCCUGGCGGGCUCCUCAGGAUGCUGAUCAUGGUGCUUGGCGCUCAGCUGGAGGACAAACCAUCGAGCUGGCCUGCAAAACGACCGCUUGGAAGGCAGAAAAUAACCUCAUCCUGCCUCGUCUCGCCUGCUGGGCGCCGGCAGGCCAGUGUAAGGGGGCCCUCCUCCAGCACAGCAACCUCCUCCCCGGACCAGACACGUCCUGGACAGCCAGGGCACCGCAAGGCUUGAUCUGCUGGUUGAAUCAAGUGCCGUUUCCCCAGCCCAGCGCGCUGUGUUGGAAGGGCCCCGGGGCUCCCGCCUCAAUGCGAAUCGUGUGCUCUCUGCAGGGCCGGAGAGCUGAGAACAGCUCCCCAGCUGGGAAAUUCCUCUGUAUCCAGAGCUUUUAUUCAAUAAAGAGUUCA